AAUGUCGGACAAAGCGGAGGCAUCUGCCGCCGAGGAUCGGUCACAGAACAGUGGCACUGUGAAGCACGAUGAAGAUACUCGUGACCCGGUGAAGAUGGACCCUCGCGGUCUGCCUCUGUCGCCGCAGCCGACAGACGACCCAAAGGAUCCUCUCAAUUGGAACCGCUGGUUAAAACUGAUGGUCCUCGCCGAGGUGUCACUCUUCUCAUUUCUUGCUUUGUUCAGUGCAUCUUUAAUUGUGCGUGUUCUUUCCCACCCCGGCUUUUGUGCCUCUUUCACUUUUCCUCCAUAAAGAUCUGGUGACAACCGCCUACGUGACGAGCACUUUCAUCCUACUCGCCGGCAUAUCCGCCAUCUUUUGGAAUCCCAUUGCCAACGUCUAUGGUCGCCGUCCAGUCUACAUCGGAACUGUCGCCGUCGCCGUUGCGAUGUGCGGCGCUUCGGGAGCAGCCAAGAAUUACGGGACCCUCAUCGCCCUCCGAUGUCUCAAUGGAUUCUUCGGGGGUGUGCCUCUGGGCCUGGGAAGCGCCACUGUUUGCGACAUGUACUUUGCCCACGAAAGAGGCUUCUACAUGGGCAUCUAUACAAUCAGCUUCUUGACCGGUGGCCAUAUCGCACCACUCAUCGGCGGGUACAUCGAGAAGAACUUGAGCUGGCACUGGUGCUUCUACGUUCCGUCUAUCAUUACGGGCGGCAUCCUCAUCAUCUUCAUCUUCACCGUCCCGGAAACGCUCUAUUCCCGUACGCCUGCGGCUGUGGCGCGUCCAUCCCAGUCAUGGAUGUCUAACAUGCUUAUGAAGCGACGCGCGCAUCCCACGCGGCGAGUGCGCCCCAUAGAUUUCUUCCGACCGUUUCAGAUGAUGAUGUAUCCAAGCGUCGUAUUGCCUACCUGGUGCUACUCGCUGUGCUUUGCCUACGGCAGCAUUCUGUUCAUCAUCACCAGCGCGAACCUCUUCCGGCAGAUUUACCACUUCGAGCCUCAGCAAACAGGUCUCCUGUUGGGUAUUCCAAUCACGGUUGGCAGUCUCAUUGGCGAGUUAUUUGCUGGAGGCGUAUCCGAUUGGAUCAGUGAAAGACGAGCACUCAAGCGCGGUGGCGAACGUUGCCCCGAGGACCGACUGCUGGGUAUCAUCCCCUCUGUGCUACUCACGCCUCUUGGGAUUAUCAUUGAGGGGGUCUGUCUUCAGAACAAGACGCACUGGAUUGGAGUUGCUUUUGGAAUUGCCAUUGCCAGUUUUGGACUGCAGGUCAUGACUACUGGAGUGUAUACAUACACAGCAGAGUGUUAUAAACCCCAAUCUCCUGAGCUCGGUUCCUUGAUCAACUUUGGGAGACAAGUGUACAGCUUUACCAUCGGAUUCUACGCCAUUCCUUUCGCAAACCAGAUUGGCAUUGAGGAUGCAUGGAUCACGCUGGCGAUGAUCACCUUUUUCUUCUUCCUGCCUCUUAUUCCCCUCUACUAUUAUGGCGCAGGAUGGCGGAAACGCCUUGGCAGUCCGACUUUUCACCAGGACCUGUAGGUACCUGUUUGGUUCACCGCU
Messenger RNA from Trichoderma citrinoviride, 1541 nucleotides. RefSeq names its product MFS general substrate transporter. Gene Ontology annotation, molecular function: transmembrane transporter activity. The annotation marks the transcript as partial. Lineage: Eukaryota; Fungi; Ascomycota; Sordariomycetes; Hypocreales; Hypocreaceae. The transcript has 3 exons. The record is from RefSeq and is a predicted model, not a curated record. Gene Ontology annotation, biological process: transmembrane transport.